Culex quinquefasciatus (southern house mosquito) is the source of this 1349-nucleotide messenger RNA. RefSeq lists its product as uncharacterized. The coding region runs from base 1 to 783 and encodes 260 amino acids. Gene Ontology annotation, cellular component: mitochondrion; cytoplasm. Gene Ontology annotation, molecular function: glycine-tRNA ligase activity. The transcript is spliced from 5 exons. NCBI's taxonomy places the organism in Eukaryota, Metazoa, Arthropoda, Insecta, Diptera, Culicidae. The record is from RefSeq and is a predicted model, not a curated record. Gene Ontology annotation, biological process: mitochondrial glycyl-tRNA aminoacylation.
AUGGACGGCAAGGUCGCAGCAAAUCAUGAUCGGGGACAACGUGGAUCAGAUGUAACAUCCCGUGCCGAAGACGAGCGAACCAAACUGAGCCUGAGUGAGGUGAAAACCAUCGGCGGGGGACUCACCGUCAAAUUCAGCUCCAAGACCGUGCACGAGGAGAUCACUCCGUCCGUUAUCGAACCUUGGUUCGGUGUUGGCCGCAUCCUAUACUCGUUCCUUGAGCACAGCUUCCGAAGCCGCGAAGGCGACGAACAGCGCAGCUACUUCUCGUUGACCCCGGUCAUGGCCCCGCUCAAGUGUUCAGUACUGCCGCUGAGCAACAACGCCGACUUCACCCCAUUCAGGAAGAUCUCUUCAUCCCUUACAAGCGUAGACAUCUCGCAUAAGGUGGACGACUUGAGCGGCUCGAUCGGUCGACUGACGAAGCAAUGGAAUUCGAAGCCGUCGAGCUGGUUCAGAGUAAUCCAUGGCCGCCGAUGUUUCCGAUUGAACAGAACCACCACUGUGACGAGCGUGGCCGGCGAACCGGUCAAGUAUGCGGAGAUUCGUCACGAAGGAAUCUACGCGGCGUCGUGCGAGAACUGCUUUUACUGGGUUGUGGUGCUGGGAAAGACCGUCCCGUCGAAGAUCUUGCGCAAGGUUCACCUGAUCGAUUAUGGCAACGAGUUGGUCAUUCCGUCAACGGAGUUGCGGCCGCCGCUGCUGUUGAUGAAAACCUUGGAAAAAUCUGCGCGCGUUUCAGAUGAAGAUCGUCAAGUUGAGCCAUCCGCUCGAGGUCAAUGAGCGUAUCCGGAUUCGGAUGAAGAACGCUGCGGAGGUUGAUGGCCGUGAGCUGGUGGAAAUCGUUCAGCCAUCGGUGACGCCGUUCCUGUUCGACAUGUUUCGUCCGCAGCUUACGACACCGCCCGAGCCAAAUGAUGUAGUUGAUGAACGAUGCGCUGAUGAACUCGCAUUGCCGUACCGGGCUCGAGUCUUGAAGGUCGUAUCAGCAAACGCCGUUGAAAUCCUCGAUCUGGACAACAGCUCCAUUAAAACGGUUCGCUUAGACAACAUGUUCAACGACGUCAAGCUGAUCGACCUGAGCAUGAACCGCUCGCUGGGUGCCCUGCUGCUGGAGAACCACGACAAGAAGCUCAACGAGGCGGACGGAGCGGGAAAGUUCAAGCGCGAGCGGAGUUCGGAAAGUUCAAGGUCCCGAAGAAGGCCCAAUUCGAUCUGGUCAUCCUAGUGGAGCUGCACGGGUUUAGCGAUGGCAAGGGAUCCGGAGUGUCGACCGGUGCCGCCUAGAAUGACGUUGUAGGCCGCCCCGAGGGAGAGUUUUUUUGUUAAACUGGAAACAAACAUUAAAA